This is a messenger RNA of Coniophora puteana RWD-64-598 SS2, 1568 nucleotides long. RefSeq lists its product as uncharacterized. Lineage: Eukaryota; Fungi; Basidiomycota; Agaricomycetes; Boletales; Coniophoraceae. The record is from RefSeq and is a predicted model, not a curated record. The transcript is spliced from 5 exons. The coding region runs from base 1 to 1488 and encodes 495 amino acids.
AUGGCAGACGCUGUCAGCGCUGCUCCCUCAGCUACCACGGAAGUAGAGAGAUUCAUAGCAGCCAAAUCUGCAGCAGCGCUUGAAGAAUUCUACGCGAAAAGUAGAAGAGAUGUCCUUGCGGCCCAACAAGAUCCUACAGCAGCAAAUCGACUAGACAACAAUGCUUCUGUCUGGGCAAACAAGGAGGGCGGCUUCCCCGUGGCCGAUGCUGGGAUCGACCGUGUGCAGUGGGCCAGUGACUGGGACAGGGGUCUGGAGCAAAUCCUGGCGGCAUCCGUUCAAGGGACUACAAUGAAGGAGCUCUUCAACACCUCGCAAUACGAAGACUGCAGCCCGAAGGACUGGUUCAUGCUCGUUGGCGACGAGCGACGGCGCGAGGUUCUCAGCCUUGCCAUCGAGGAUACGUGCUGGUGUUCCGUCCUCGGUCAAGAUGCUCGCGCUCUUUGCCUGGAGAUCAAUAGUACUUCUCUCCUGAGGCGACGGGGACUCGAGCUUUUCGCAUUCCACGACCGCUACAUCGAGUCGGCUUCAUCGACUUCUACCGGCAGGGAUAUGGUUCGGAGUAAAUGGUGGUCCAGUGCGCUACGACUGGACGAUGUCCCGCAGGUACAGCAUGCUGGAUAUCGGUACACAUAUGAUCUGUAUACGGUCACCCGAAGCUACUUCCUGUUCCAAUUUACUUGGCUCUCAUGGCAGCACAUUCUCGGUGCCUGGAUGAGGGAUAUGCAGGGCCAAUCAAUGGUAUCCCGCCUGAUCUGGAACGCUGGUCCCAAGGGCAUCCAGGAGAUGAUCUCCAUGCGGAAGGAAGCAAAAAACGGAGCAGGUCAGCGCUGCGAACGGUGCGACCGCACGCCCGAGGGCUUUGCUGCCGAUGUGCGGUUCCUCAUCUGCGGUGCGUGCAAACGCGGACUCAACUUCACUUACCACUAUUGCUCCAAAGCGUGCCAGAAAGCGGACUGGCCCACGCACAAGCUCGCCUGCGGAAAAGAGAAGAUCUCCAAGGCACGCGCAGAGGGUCGCCCGGAGUACAAGCGCUCGUUCAACUUGCUUCUUCAGCUAGCCAUGCAGACUAAGGAGCCGAGCGCCGACUACCUCCUGUUCAAGCUCGAUAGAUCAUUCUCUGCGAGUGCAACCCCGUACAAAGUGGUAUUCCCGGACGACGACAGCAGCCAAGAGAAGCGCGCGCUCUUCAAGCAGAAACGCGACCUGGCGACCAUCGACGCGGACCGAACGGGUCUCGAUAUUGUCGCGAAGUGCCUUGUGAACGCUCUCGCAGCGGAUUCUUGUUCAUCGGGUAUCACGCAGGAGCAGAUCGUUCGGCAGCUCACGGACGAGUACGAAGUGGAUGUGCGGUCGCGCUUGGAAAAGUUGCAGGCGGAUUUGGCGAUAGAGGGCGACGAGCAGCGGUAUGUCGGAAUGGUGAUACAAGGCAAUAUUGAUCUCCACGAGUGGUCCAUCCCGUUUCGUAUGAGCGAAGAGCAAGGGUGAAGUAAGCUAGACGAAGGCGAGCGGUAAUUUAUAGUACUUAGCCUAUCUUCGACAUCUUCGCGACACAAUCUUAUACUAAC